Molecule: messenger RNA, 943 nt
Organism: Clunio marinus
Lineage: Eukaryota; Metazoa; Arthropoda; Insecta; Diptera; Chironomidae
Source: the annotation of a GenBank genome assembly
GGAACGUCUAAGAUGGUCGACUUUGAAAGAAUAAAAAGAUUUCUUUAAGUGAUGAAUAUCUUUUUACAGUCAAUGGGAGACAUGGCAACAAGAAGAGUGAUUCUUUAUUAAUGGAGAGAAAAGAAACUUUUUUCCUUCAUUUUGAACAAAACUUAAUGCGUAUAUGAAUUGCUUAAUAAGCGAUAUUUUAUUAGCACAUUAAAAUCCUUUCAACCGAUGAAUGUUCAAUUAAAACUGUUACGAAACAAAACAUUUAACGAUGCGAAUGUGUUCAGGUUGUUGUGGAAGUUUUAUUUGAAGAUUUGUUUUCGAUGGAAAAUUAUUGAACAACACGAAAGUGUCAAGGAAGCAAUUUUGUUAAAACAUAAACAAUUCUUGAUAGCUAAAAAAAUCACUUAACGAAAUCGUAAUUUUUAAUUUCAAUUAGAUAUUUAAGUAAUCUCACAUAAAAUUUCAGUAACAUUUCAACUGAGUGACUGUUAGCAAUCUCUCGUAACUCUUUCGCUCAUUAAAAAGCAUUAAAAGUGAAAUUUCUUCUUACAUGAUUGUCGAACUAGUUUUCCAUUAAAACUGCUUAAUAAUCAGCAAAGCAAAAAAACCAAAACUACUCGUGAGAACUUAUUUUUGGUCAUUAUUGUUAAUGUUCCAUGUUGCAAGAUUGAAUGAUGGAAAAAACGCGUUGAAAUGCAUCAUUAAAGUUGUCGGAAGUGCAACAACCUUAAAGACGUAUUUGAACUUAUAUUGUUUAAUAAAAGCUUUCACUUUUACCUACUUUGCAUCUCAGAUCGAUGCACUUCUUUCUCUGCCAGAAGCGAAACAUAAAAGAAGAAUACGAGCUACCAAGUUGAAGUCACGAUUUCAAGCAAAAUGUCUUCAAAUAAGGAAGCAGUUUGAGAACAAAACGAUUCAUAGUGGUGAACGUUGUCGAUUGUCAAUUGCUUAA